GUUAUAAAGGGAAGGAGCCGGCGGCGGGCGGAAGUGGGCGGUUCGGCUGCUCCCGGCGCUGUUGUUUGGCGUUUGGGCCUCCCGAGGGGCGUUCUCUGGAGGGCCGCCGGUGCAGGCCGCAGUGACAGGGCCGCUCGCCCCCGCGCAGCCCGCCUCUCUCCCGGUGCAGCGUCUGCUCGCGGCUUCCGCGACCCGCAGGCCCAACAUGGCGCAGGAGGUGUCGGAGUACCUGAGCCAGAACCCGCGGGUGGCCGCCUGGGUGGAGGCGCUGCGCUGUGACGGCGAGACUGACAAACACUGGCGCCACCGCCGCGAGUUUCUGCUCCGCAACGCCGGGGACCUGGCCCCGACGGGCGGCGCGGCGGCCGCCAACGCGGAGGAAGCUGCGGACGCCGAGAGCGGGAGCCGCAAUCGGCAGCUGCAGCAGCUCAUCUCCUUCUCCAUGGCCUGGGCGAACCACGUCUUCCUCGGGUGCCGGUACCCACAAAAAGUUAUGGAUAAAAUACUUAGUAUGGCUGAAGGCAUCAAAGUGACAGAUGCUCCAAUCCAUACAACAAGAGACGAACUGGUUGCCAAGGUGAAGAAAAGAGGGAUAUCGAGUAGCAAUGAAGGGGUAGAAGAGUCUGCGAAAAAACGAAUCAUCGAAGGAAGAAACAGUUCUGCAGUUGAGCAAGAUCACGCAAAAAUUUCUGCCAAAACAGAACGUGCGUUGGCUCAGCCAGAGAACAGCUCCGCGUGUACAGGGGCAUCUGCGACGUCGGAGAGUGGUGGGAACUCCAGUCGCAGCUCUGGCAGCUCGAGUCAGAAUAGCUCUACAGGUGAUGGAGAUCGGUCUCUUUCUAGCCAAAGUAGCAGCAGCAUUUCCUCUCAGGUAACAGCGGCAGGGUCUGGAAAAGCUUCUGAAUCAGAAGCUCCAGAGAAACACAGUUCAGCAUCCAUUGUUUCUUCGUUGUUGAAAUCCAGUGUGAAUAGUCAUAUGACCCAGUCUGCUGAUUCCAGACAACAAAGCGGAUCACCUAAAAAGAGUGCUUUGGAAGGCUCUUCGGUCUCCUCUUCUCAAAGCAUCUCAGAGGUUGAGGUGCCUCUGUUGGGCUCCUCCGGAAGCUCAGAAGGAGAGUUGCCACUGUUGUCUUCUAAACCUAGUUCAGAGACAGCUUCAGGUGGGUUAACUUCCAAAACUAGUUCAGAGGCAAGUGUUUCAGCAUCUCUUUCUAAAAAUAGUUCCUCAUCAGGCACGUCCUUACUAGCUCCCAAGAGCAGCACAUUGACAAGUACCUCGAUGCUGACUUCCAAAAGCACUUCGCAGGUAGCUGCCUCACUGUUAGCGUCCAAGAGCAGCCCCCAGACCAGCGGAUCUCUAGUUUCCAAAAGCACUUCCUUAGCCAGCGUGUCCCAGCUGGCUUCGAAGAGUAGUUCUCAGACUAGCACCUCACAGUUGCCUUCUAAAAGUACGUCACAGUCAAGUGAGAGCUCUGUUAAAUUCUCUUGUUGCAAAUUAACCAAUGAAGAUGUAAAGCAGAAACAACCUUUUUUCAACAGACUGUAUAAGACAGUGGCAUGGAAGUUGGUAGCUGUUGGUGGCUUUAGUCCCAAUGUGAAUCAUGGAGAGCUCCUAAACGCAGCUAUCGAAGCUCUGAAGGCAACACUGGAUGUGUUUUUUGUUCCACUAAAAGAACUAGCAGAUCUGCCUCAAAAUAAAAGCUCUCAAGAAAGUAUUGUUUGUGAAUUGCGAUGCAAGUCUGUGUAUUUGGGCACUGGCUGUGGAAAAAGCAAAGAAAAUGCAAAAGCUGUUGCAUCAAGAGAAGCACUAAAGUUAUUUCUCAAGAAGAAGGUAGUGGUAAAGAUAUGUAAAAGGAAAUACAGAGGCAGUGAGAUAGAAGAUCUGGUACUCCUUGAUGAAGAAUCAAGGCCUGUAAACUUACCGCCAGCAUUAAAACAUCCCCAAGAGUUAUUAUAAUACGUCCAGAAUACCACUGCAUAUAAUGUCUGGUAUUGGAAGAGAAAAACUGGCUUACUUUUGUAUAAUAUAAAACACAGGCUUUCACAAAUUUUGUAUUGCUUUUUUCCAGUUUUGCAGAAAAUUUACAUUCGAGUUCUCUUCACACAGUAGAAGUUGUAAAUAAUUUAUGAAUGACAGUACAUACUAAAAAGUAUGCAUUAACAGCAUACCAGUAUGCUGUUUUAUUUGCUGAAGAAAAUACUGUCUUCUAUUUUUAAUGAUCCGUUAGGUACGAUGUGUAGUUCUGUAGAAUCUUAAAACUUUUGUACUACUAUCAAUUUGGUGAAAAUGUAUUAAGUUGUCUACCAUGCUUUUUUUUUUUUUCCCUAGCUGAAUAAACCUGCACAUCAAAGGGGACCAUAGUAUUUGAAUGUCUGAAAGUCUGUGAAGCUUAAGGUUUUAAGAAUGUUGCCCAUAAUGUUGAACAUGUCUGUUAAAGAAUAAAAGAAAAAAUAGUUGCCUCAGACUAUUUUUAUGAGAAGUUGUAAGCAUUUUUUAGAUAUAAAGCAGUAUAAAGUACUUAAGGUUAUUUUAUUCUGAAGUUGUUUAAAAUUCACCAUGAUUUUGACCGCUGCAGAUUCUUUAAGUGGGUUAAUUUAUGUUUGAGGUAAAAUACAAUUUACACUUUUUCUUAAAGACAUAAAUGUGGGUUUCUAUAUUAAGCAUAUUUUGUGACUACUAUUAACAGAUUGAUUUGUUUAGAUAUUAAAUGCUUUAAGCUAUUUUACCUUUUCAA
Lutra lutra (Eurasian river otter) is the source of this 2735-nucleotide messenger RNA. It is a transcript of the gene CDKN2AIP, whose product is annotated as CDKN2A interacting protein. The transcript has 3 exons. The record is from RefSeq and is a predicted model, not a curated record. Gene Ontology annotation, cellular component: nucleolus; nucleoplasm. The coding region runs from base 206 to 1957 and encodes 583 amino acids. Lineage: Eukaryota; Metazoa; Chordata; Mammalia; Carnivora; Mustelidae.